Messenger RNA from Metarhizium robertsii ARSEF 23, 5559 nucleotides. RefSeq names its product DNA repair and meiosis protein. The record is from RefSeq and is a predicted model, not a curated record. Bases 1 to 5559 code for a protein of 1852 amino acids. Gene Ontology annotation, biological process: regulation of gene expression; establishment of protein localization to chromatin; establishment of mitotic sister chromatid cohesion. Gene Ontology annotation, molecular function: chromatin binding. Lineage: Eukaryota; Fungi; Ascomycota; Sordariomycetes; Hypocreales; Clavicipitaceae. Gene Ontology annotation, cellular component: Scc2-Scc4 cohesin loading complex. The transcript has 3 exons.
AUGGCCCAUUACGACACCAACGGCCCGAAGAAUGGGGUCAAAUCUGUCGAGGGCCCUGGAGAACAGAACGGCGUAUCGCGACCGUUCACGCUGCAGGAGUCGUUGCCUUAUUCUCCGCAGACAUCCACAGUACCUUUUCUACCUGAUAUCAUCCCGGACCCAAGCGUCGGAUCUGGAUCACCAUCGCUUCGAAUCUCGGAUUUGUUCUCAACGCAAGAUUAUGAUAGAGUAAACCAGGAAGCUACGAGCCAGCCACACGGUGCAAAGAACCUGAAGCAGACAGUCGAUCAUGUUUUGCAUGAUCUGAAACCUUCAAAGAGAACCCAGUAUAAAUUUCCCACUGUGCCCAACGGAGCGCCGUCAAGUUCGGCGGCAUCGACUCACAAUAGAAGCAUUUCUCAAGGUCUGUCACCGAUAGCCAAGGCCGUAUACGAACGAGUGGGCAGCUUCUUCAAGGCCACGAAGCCAAAUAUCAGCAGCCCUAAGCUGGUGAACGGAGAAGCAGAACAGCCUUUGAAAUUGGCUGCCGACUCAGUAUCUCAAAGUCCAACUAUUCAUGUGCAACCGCAAAGCACGGCGAAGAAUAACGCAGGCAGUGGUAAAACUAAGAUAGAGAUUGCGAUUUCCACGAAACAGUCAUUCGAUCGCUCGCAAUAUGCUGAAAUUUCAUAUGAUCAUUCCGAUCAGAAUAUAAUCACCCCGCAUGAUCAGUUAAUUGUGGAAGCGCAGCAAUACAGCCAGUCAAAUCCAUUAACCGCAAAGGCUUCUAUCGUUGUUAAUAACGCCGGUCUUCGCAUUGAAUUACCAACGUCUGGAAUCAAGAGAGAGGAUUAUCAAGAGUUCAAGGUUGCUCCAGAUGCACCCGAGAAUCUCUCGUUUAGGCGAAAAGAGAGGCAGCAAUUUGAGGACGGUCAGGACAUUAUUGGGGCUAGUCUCGAUCAACGACAGCGAGGGGAGGCUGCACUUGACUCCCUUGACGCCCUCAUGCGUCAGGUUUUCUCAGCAGUUGGCGGCGCCUUGGUUAUGGAACCGGGGUUGGAACACAUUGUUACGCUGACGGCAGAUCAAGAAGCCUCAAUGACGGCCACAACGCAACAGAAAAUGCACACCGCUAUUCAAAAGGUCAUUGGCUUGAGGAGCUUCAAUGCUGUUCCUCUUGAGAAUCUCCUUAGAGUCAUGAAGCUGAGCGAAGCUAGCUUGAAACAAGCUGAAGGUCUCGACAUCCGUGUUGAUGAAAGCUGGGAUGAAGCGGCUGUUGAAUCAUGGGUUCAGCAACUCGGAGAACUGCAAACGGCUCUUAAAUCCGCACGAACUUGCCUCCGAAUAAUGUCUGGAUGCAGAGAAGACAAGCAGCUAUACUCAGAAGCGGUUAUUACCAAAUGCGUCAACAUAUACAAGGCUGUAACCGAGGAUAUUGUUAUGCCUCUUGUCGAACUUCGCAAUUCUGGCAGUUCGGGUGGCUUGUUCAAGCUUAUCCAAAAGCACAAGAAGACAAUUGCCUCCGUCUUUGUCUGCUGUCAGAAACUAUCGGCUCUUCUUGCAGAGCUAAUCACCAAGAUUGAAUUGUCAGAGACAGUCAUUAACACACUCGAAUUCACUUCAUCCAAGCUGAUUUUCGUGGAGAACGCCUACUUGGAGAAAGAUUCCGCCAUUGGCCUGCAGAAAUUUGAUGGAAUUCGCUCAGUUGCUAUGGAUAUGCUCUGCCAAAUCUUUUUGAUUAAACCGGAACAGAGACAAGGCAUCAUUGAUGACAUACUGACUUCGUUGGAGAAGCUUCCUGUGGGCAAACUGAGUUCCAGACAGUUCAAGCUAGCCGAUGGCGGCAGUAUCCAGCCUGUUUCGGCCCUUAUCAUGCGCCUCGUUCAAGCCAGCUCUGGUCGAGUUGGAGGUGGCAAUGGUGCUGGACAAGGCUCAAACAUCCGAGCCAUGGAUAUAGAUGGACUGGGAGAGGAUGACGAGGACGAUAGACCGUUGAAGCGGAACCAAGCUACUGCCACCAUCCUGAACGAGGAACAAGGCGCUCAACAACCUGCAGUGGCAAUACAAGAAUUAGAAGGCGUUGCCGCCCCAUUGAUUGAUACUGCAGCUCGGAAUGCGUCUUAUGUCAUCAACUUUAUCGUCAAGCGAGCCAUGGGCUCAACCAAAUCUGGAGAUACACCCUAUCGCAACCUCCUCGAUCUUUUCGUUGACGACUUCACGACAUGCCUUGAUUUGCCAGACUGGCCUUCCGCAGAGCUCCUCCUGCGCUUGCUCAUGGUUAUGAUGGUGCAGCUGUUCGAGGCACCUAAAACAGCAGCGCCAGCCAAAAAUAUGGCUUUGGAGCUGCUAGGAACCAUGAGUGCUGCCAUAUCGCGCCUCCGGUCCCAUGUGAAGAAGUCUGCAGGCGCAUUUAUAAGCAGUGAUGCUGGCGAAUACUCACAGUACCUAUCUGAUCUGGCGACUCACUGCCUCGAGCAGAGAUGCCCAAUGGAGAACAUUAUUGCUUGGGCCGGACCGUAUCGAGGGGUUCUCGAGUAUCUGCAAGAAAGAAGCUCCGAGGAUCCCCACCUGUCCAGCGCAGUGUCUUUUCUUAUAUCUGACUGGGCGACUAGAGUCCAUACCACAUACGACAACAUACAAGACAAUGACUCGGAAGGCGAUAAGGAGCUGGGCCGAUCGGCGUUUCGGUUGCGAAUGAUGAUAGAAAACCGUCAAUGGUUGGCAAGCGAAUACACAUUCAAAGCAGUCACGACUAGCCAAGCGAGAUUUGCAUUUUCGGUCAUUUUGUUGCGAUCACCUUUCUGUGAGUCUUUCGGCAAGAUUCUGAAUAUUCUGUUGGGCUCCAUGGCAAGUGACCAAGCCACAGUCCGCAGCAAGAGCUUGAAGAGCGUCAACCAGGUGCUUGAAACGGAUCCCUCGAUCCUGGAUGGCGACUCGACUGUUAUUCAGCUUAUUCUGGAUUGUGCCAGUGACUCUUCAACUCAAGUCAGAGAUUCGGCUUUGGGAUUAUUGGGUAGCUGCAUUAGCAUGCGUCCAGUCUUAGAAGCGUCGCUUACACCCAAGAUUAUCGAUCGGUUCCAGGAUGCUGGCGUGGGUGUGCGAAAGCGAGCAAUGAAGCUGGCCCGUGAUAUUUACUUGCGGAAUCGGGGCAAAAACCUGCGCAGCGCCAUUGCCAAUGGUCUGCUCCGCCGCAUUCAGGAUCCUGAUGAAGGUGUGCGGGACCUUGCUCGGCAGAUGAUUGAAGAAGUUUGGUUUGCGCCUUUUUAUACCAACGAGAACACUGCAAGCUUCGAAACGUCACUUGCAGAACAUGUGUCACUUGUUAUCCAAACUGUGAAGGGGGGAACUGUCACCGAAAUUCUGGACAAGGUGUUACAGACUAUUCUCAAGCCCGGCAGCAAGUCUCUGGAUGGACCAUUUGGAGUCUGCUCGAGGCUGGUCGGAAUCAUGUUUGGUUUGAUUGACAACCCUGAGUCGGAAGAUCCAACCGUUCCAUCUGGUCGCGACGCUUUGCAAGUACUUACCAUUUUUGCCAAGGCUGACCCAAACCUUUUCAACUUUGAGCAAAUUAAGCUGCUCAAGACGCAACUCGCCAGCUUUACAGGUGCCGAUGAACUAGCUGCCUUUCGAGCGGUCACAGUAAUUUACAAACGAGUGCUACCACAACUACCCAAUGUGCAUACCGAGUUUUUGGCCGACGUACGAUUGCAGCUACUCAAAGGUAUUGGUAAAAUCUCAUCUCGCGGAGCCUUGGACGACCUGAUUGCGUGUGCUCAUACUGUAUGCGAAUUGCUCAAAGACUUUGCACCGUUAGGCAAUCUCGUUGCGUCGAGCUUGGUGGGAAUACAAAAGCUGAGCAAGGUACCGUUAGACGCCAAGCGUCUUAAUCUUGUCGCUGCCUAUUCGAUCAUCGUAGGCAGCGUUGGAAAACAUUGCGAUCUCGACAAGCAAGCUCGCAUCUUUCGAGAGAAGUUCCCUGGCUGGAAAGGGGACUCAGUGCCGAAGCUUAUUGUCGACAUUCUCUCACCAUUCUCAUCGCCUCAACAACCACUCGACGCACGAAAAGCAUCUAUUGAAGCCAUUGGCCUUGUCUGCCAAUCUUGGCCUCGUAAUUAUGAUCUCGUUAAGGUGUACACGGCAUUCCAACAGGUGUUCCAGGAUAAGAUACCUAUUCUUGAGACAAUGAUUCUAAGAUCCUUCAAAGAAUUUCUCGUGACAGAAGAAAGACGAUCGGAAGCAGCUGCUGAAGCUCCGAAGGAGAAGAACAAGGAGCUUACAGUCAUGGGGGGAACCAAUUUUGAUGAUGUUGCCAGUGGGGCUACACAGCGUUUCCUCAAAGAGAUUACUCGGAUUGCCUUGUCAAGCCAAGACGAACAUGCAUUCUUGGCCAUGGAAGUCCUGGGCAGCAUCAAUCGUCAAGGGCUGACUCACCCAAAGGAGACUGGCGUGACUUUGAUCACGUUGGAAACCUCUGCGAAUAGGAAGAUUGCAGAGCUGGCCUAUUUGGAACAUCGAUCCUUGCACGAAAAACAUGAGACUGUCCUAGAGAGAGAGUACGUUAAAGCGGUUCAGUCUGCGUACAAUUAUCAACGAGAUAUUGUAAAGGACUCGCAUGGAGCAACUAUGGAGCCGUUCCAGUCGAAGCUUCAUCUACUCAUGGAAGUUUUGAAAAUCAGCAAGAUGAAAAAUCGCCAACGAUUUUUGGAGAAAUUCGUUGGUCAAGCGGACUUUGAACUUGGGAAGCUGAACGUCAAGGCUGAAAUGCCAUAUCAGGUAGACUUUGCACGUUUUAUUGCCGAAAACCUUGCGUUCUUUGAGUACCACUCGAUUGGAGAACUUCAGACUACGGUCAACAUGAUUGAGAAGAUGGUUGCGAGCACUGGUGCCAGUGUGGCCCAAGCGAUUGAAUCCGAAGUAUUCAAUGUGCGCAUGGAUGUGGAUCAGGAAGAAGAGCAGACAAAAACUCUGUUGGAGGGAGAUGUGCCAGUUGGUGUGCCAGUUGGCGGAACUCAGCCCGAUGUACCGCCUCCCGCCGUCCCGGUGCCAACCCUCUCGGUAGAACCGCAGCGCCUCCGACAACUGACGUCUGGAUCGAUUAUCCUACUCUCCCUCUGGGAGGUACGAACUCACUUACGCAGACUCUUUGGCAUGGGCACGAAUCGACAUGACAACCGUGCGAAGGCUCUAGCAAAGGAUCUGAAUAAAACACCCCUAAAGGUGCAAGGCGUUCACGGCGAACGAGUGUGGGACGAAAUCGUAUCUCACAUGAAUGGGCUUUCCAGCCAGGAGAGCAUGGUACAAAAGUGCAAGGCUUUCGUGGAGUUGAUGAAUGUCGACAAGGAGUUCAAGGUGGCUGAGGAAGAUGACGAGAUGGGUAUGGGCGGCGGGCCAAGCACCCCAAGCGAAGGCGAGGACGAUGAUGACGGAGGUGACAGGGGCCGCAAGAGAAAGGCGGCGGGAACCCCAGGCGGACGUAAGAAGAGAGCUCGUUCGGGGUCGCAGACACGCAAAAGAGGCCGACCGCGCAAGCAAAGCGUGGAACAGAGCGACGACGGAGACUUUGACGGAGACUGGAUCUAG